Messenger RNA from Gongylonema pulchrum, 312 nucleotides. The record is from the annotation of a GenBank genome assembly. Lineage: Eukaryota; Metazoa; Nematoda; Chromadorea; Rhabditida; Gongylonematidae.
AUGGAAGCAAACACUGUCCUCGGUACUGUCCAACUGGAGAUCCCAACAUUCGCGGAGCGCUGGAAUACAGCAGAUUUGGUGAUGUGGAUUAAUUCACGCAAUGAGCCUAUUAAGACUUUGCUGGAACAAGUUGAGGCAGAGGUGAGUGAGGCGCACAGUUCAUUUGCCGAAAGCAGAAGUGAAGUGGAACGCAUCAAAAAGUCUCUGCUCUAUUCCAUCCUCUGUUCUAAGCAUAUUUUUCCCGUAAAUUACAUAUUUCAUUUGAUGCCAGGGCAGAGAGGCACUGGCGGUUGUUUGUAUCGCUUGAACUAA